This is a messenger RNA of Calypte anna (Anna's hummingbird), 635 nucleotides long. RefSeq names its product presequence translocase associated motor 16 (gene PAM16). Gene Ontology annotation, biological process: protein import into mitochondrial matrix. Lineage: Eukaryota; Metazoa; Chordata; Aves; Apodiformes; Trochilidae. The record is from RefSeq and is a predicted model, not a curated record. Gene Ontology annotation, cellular component: TIM23 mitochondrial import inner membrane translocase complex. Bases 107 to 487 code for a protein of 126 amino acids. The transcript is spliced from 6 exons.
CGGGGUAGCGGGGACGCUCUGCCCUCAGCUGCUGCGGCGUCAGUGUCCGGUCCGCCCUUCGCUCCUUGACCCCGUGACCGGCGGGGGCGGAAGCGGCGGCGGGGACAUGGCCAAGUACCUGGCGCAGAUCAUCCUGGUGGGGGCCCAGGUGGUCGGACGGGCCUUCAUGCGGGCGCUGCGCCAAGAGUUUGCAGCAAGCAAAGCUGCAGCAGAUGCACGAGGGCGCUCGGAGAGGCCCCAGUCUGCUGCUGCCUCCAGGAUCAUCGGCAUCAGCCUGCAGGAAGCUCAGCAGAUCCUCAACGUCUCCAGCCUCAACCGGGAGGAGAUCCAGAAGAACUACGACCACUUGUUCAAGGUGAAUGACAAGUCAGUGGGAGGCUCCUUCUACCUGCAGUCCAAGGUGGUGAGAGCCAAGGAGCGGCUGGACGAGGAGCUCCGCAUCCAGGCCAAGGAUGAGAAGGAGAAGGGCAGGAAAGCUGAGACGUGACUCCUGCUGCCCCCGUGCCCCCUCACCCUUAACUUAUAGCUUUGUCCCUGCUUUGGGCCACCAAUGUGGACUGAAACAGGAACUUACUUCAACUUCACUUUAUUGUUUUCUUAAUAAACUUCCUCUCCCCUGGAGGAACGUAGUGUUA